This is a messenger RNA of Oncorhynchus keta (chum salmon), 3385 nucleotides long. Its product is annotated as transmembrane anterior posterior transformation protein 1 homolog. The record is from RefSeq and is a predicted model, not a curated record. The transcript has 14 exons. Gene Ontology annotation, biological process: positive regulation of cilium assembly; maintenance of protein localization in endoplasmic reticulum. Bases 104 to 1915 code for a protein of 603 amino acids. NCBI's taxonomy places the organism in Eukaryota, Metazoa, Chordata, Actinopteri, Salmoniformes, Salmonidae. Gene Ontology annotation, cellular component: ciliary basal body; endoplasmic reticulum membrane.
UGCUGUCACAAACGCUUUAAAGGCACAUGUAUAAAGUUGAGUCCUCUAUCUAUCUCUAUGGUUGGUCCAUGAACGUUACUAUCAACGCGGCUGCAAAUUGAAGAUGGCGGACUUGUUGGGGACUGUGCCGUCUGCUGAAAAAGAAACCGAAAAUAAGGACAAGAUGGAGAAACGGCCAUGGGAUGAUAUACCAAGGUCAGGGGAAAUCGGUAAAACUCCAGAUCUGGCGGAAACAUUGGGCUUUUACGAUAUAAAUGCUGUCAGACGGGAACAACGUGAACGUGAUAACUCAGAUCCGUCGCUGGCUCGCUUCAUGUGUGCUGAGCUGACCCGGGGCUACUUCCUGGAGCACAACGAAGCAAAAUACACAGAGCGCAGAGAGCGAGUGUACACAUGCAUGCGCAUUCCCAGAGAACUGGAAAAGCUGAUGAUCUUUGGCUUCUUCCUGUGUUUGGAUGCCUUCCUCUACGUGUUCACGCUGCUUCCCCUCCGGGUGCUGCUGGCCCUGCUACACCUCCUCACCCUGCCCUGCUGCAGCCUCGGUGGCUCACGCCUGCUGCAGCCUGCCCAGGUGUGUGACAUCUUGAAGGGACUGAUAAUGGUGCUGUGCUACUCCAUGAUGCACUACGUGGACUACAGCAUGAUGUACCACCUGAUCCGGGGACAGUCCGUCAUCAAACUCUACAUCAUCUACAACAUGCUGGAGGUAGCUGACAGGCUGUUCUCGUCGUUUGGCCAAGACAUCCUUGACGCUCUCUACUGGACGGCCACAGAGCCCAAAGAGAGGAAGAGAGACAGCAUAGGGGUCAUCCCCCACUUCCUCAUGGCUGUAUUCUACGUCUUCCUGCAUGCCAUCCUCAUCAUGGUCCAGGCGUCAACGCUCAACGUGGCUUUCAACUCUCACAAUAAGUCCCUGCUCACCAUCAUGAUGUCCAACAACUUUGUGGAGAUCAAAGGAAGUGUGUUCAAGAAGUUUGAGAAGAACAACCUCUUUCAGAUGUCCAACAGUGAUAUCAAGGAACGGUUCACCAGCUACGUACUCCUUCUCAUCGUCUGCCUCAGGAACAUGGAGCAGUUCUCAUGGAGCCCAGAUCAUCUCUGGGUGUUGUUACCUGAUGUCUUCAUGGUGAUCGCCUCCGAGAUCGCAGUGGACGUCAUCAAACACGCCUUCAUCACCAAGUUCAACGAGAUCACGGCAGAUGUAUACAGUGAAUACAGAGCCAGCCUGGCCUUCGAUCUCGUCAGCUGUCGGCAGAAAAACGCCUGCACAGACUACAGCGAUUCCGUAGCCAGGAGAAUGGGCUUCAUUCCUCUUCCUCUUGCAGUCCUGCUAAUCCGAGUGGUGAUGAGUUCAGUGAAUGUACAGGGAGCCCUGUCCUACUCCUGUGUGUUCCUCUUUUACAUGGGAAUGGUGACCCUGAAAGUGCUUAACAGUAUUGUGCUGCUGGGGAAGUCGUGUGUUUACGUGAAGAGAGCCAACAUGGAGGACAAGCUGUUUGAGAAGCCCCCCACAGCCGUCCCCGGGAAGACGCCCAGUCGAACCAGCAAGACAUCCAGGUGUACUGCCCCCUCAGGUGAUCUGUCAGGGGAUCCGUGGUCUGAGCGGUCUCCAUCCACUCCUUCCUGCACCUCCAUCCCCCCCUCCUCCUCUGUCACCACCCAGCCUACUCCCACUGCCAUCCCCACCCCACAGGCAGAGACUGUGGCCCCUCCCACCACUUCCCCCACCACCACCCCAACCAGACCCUCCACCAGCCCAGAACCGGACCCUGACACCCUCACCCCCUCGCCCCCUGCCACUCCCGAGCAGAAGGAGGGGGAUGGGACAGAGGGCACAGAGCUCAAGCACAGGACCCCUAAAAAGGACCUGCUGGACGUAGACCGCUUCACGAUAUGCGGAAACCGCAUUGAUUGACCCCUCUGAGCCCUUCCAUUGACCUUUGACCCCCCUCCCCCCGAUAGCCACUCAGGAGAGGCGGUGAGCAAGACGCCCCUCAGCACUUCUGCUCUCUUAGCGAAAUCCAGCGGAAGCAGAGUAUAUUUAUUAAGUUAGACAUACAGUAAGUUAUUGUGGACUCUGGGACAUGCUGUUUAAUUUAAGUUGACUUGCUGUUUUUCGCCUGCUGGGUUUGGGGCUCGACAAAGAGAACUACAGUUGGUUGAGCAACCGAAGACUGCCAGAGGAAUUGUUGUUUUCAUGGCAACCUAGUUGUCUGUACCAAUGAUGUAUAUAAACCCUGGAUUGCUGAUGCUUUAUAUUGGCCAUUGAGAAGCUUUGAAGCCACCGGUCGGCCAUAUUCGCACUCCCCAGUAUUACAAUUCAAUGUUUCAAGGACAAAAUAACAUGUAUAUAAGUGUUUUGUUGUUAUAGUGGGGACAAUUACAUUUAGUAGUAAAAAUAAAUGUUUUAAUAGUAUAAUAUAAAUACAAGUAUGCAUUAAGAUGUCUAAUAGAAUAAAUGUGUAAAAAAAAAACGAAUGUAGACAUUAAUACAUUUCUAUAGCUUCUAAAAUCUAUUUUACAAUGGAGGAGGAGUACCAAGAUGGCUGCACGAUGGCUUCAGUACAGCACCCCAUUCCAGUCAUCCAUGAUGCUAGAUACACUGUGUGUGUGUGUGUGUGUGUGUGUGUGUGUGUGUGUGUGUGUGUGUGUGUGUGUGUGUGAACAUGGAACAUCAGAUACACAGCAAAAGAGGAACAAAUUUAUCUGUCAAUGUUCUACCGUUUUAUUUGGACAUAUUGGAUAAAAACGACUGAUUAGCUAUUUGCUCAUCAAAAAGCUUUACCCAGUUUAUUGGAAUUUUGCGGGAUAAAAAUUACUACUGGUAUGAGCUCCAUUUGGUCGUGUAAAGAACAUCUCCACAGAAGUGAGAUUUUUUUUUUAGACAUCUUUCUUUUACAGAUAUUUUAAUCUCAUUCAAUUUGACUUAAAAAUAAUAUUUGAUGGUUAUUUGUUUGCCAUUCCCGCACGUAUUACUCAUAAUACAUAUUGCCUUUGGGGAAAAGUUCAUACUAGCAUUUUAUGAUGGCAAGAAUCCCUAGUUUGCGCUGAUGAAACGUUACCGUAUUGUCUUAAUUAAAUAUGCUACAGAUGACAGGGUUUGGAGCUAUUUCUCUUCAUUUGACGCUCAUGCAAUGUUUUAAUUACUAUUGUAAUAAGGAUCUAUUUUUGGAGCUGCCAGUUGUAAUAUUUUAUAGUAUUUUUGCGCAUGGAACUUUCACUGAACUCUCUCCAAGGGUCACUUUUUGUAGUGUUCUUAUGCAAGCAAUGAUGGAAAACUGUCCACUUUAAUCUCAUCUGUUUGGUUCAUAACUUCACCGUGAUAUGAAAUGGCCCUCUUUGGGAUGAUGAUAAUGAUGAUAAAUAAAUUAAAGUUAUUUUGCAA